ACACCAACAGCACCAACACAAACAAAGCGCGUAUAGAAAAAAAUUUUUUUCCAACGUUCAUAAUUUGCGUGGAGCUGGGGAGCUGUCGAAGCAAGAAAACAAGACAAAAACAAAGAAAAAACGGCGAAUAUUGUGAAGAAAUUUGUAAUAAAAAAAAUUCGCAAAAAUAAGUGAACAGUUCAACCAAAAGAGGAAGAAGAAGCAACAGCAGCAUGUCCAGCUUGCCACGUCGCAUCAUCAAGGAGACACAACGUCUGAUGCAGGAACCGGUGCCGGGCAUCAAUGCGAUACCCGAUGAGAAUAAUGCCCGAUAUUUCCAUGUGAUUGUCACCGGACCGAAUGAUUCUCCCUUCGAGGGCGGGGUCUUUAAGCUGGAACUCUUUCUGCCCGAGGAUUAUCCGAUGUCGGCGCCCAAGGUGCGUUUCAUCACAAAGAUCUAUCAUCCGAAUAUCGAUCGCUUGGGUCGCAUCUGUCUCGAUGUGCUCAAGGAUAAGUGGAGUCCAGCUCUCCAGAUUCGCACCAUUUUGCUCUCCAUCCAGGCGCUGUUGAGUGCCCCAAAUCCCGAUGAUCCGCUGGCCAACGAUGUCGCCGAAUUGUGGAAGGUCAACGAGGCCGAGGCCAUUCGCAAUGCCCGUGAAUGGACCCAAAAGUAUGCGGUCGAAGACUGAAUUUUGGGAGUGAGAAUGGAAGACACGACGAUGAAGUGGAGAGAAAGUAGAGGGGGAUACUAGGGGAGGGGACGGGGGUAUUGAAACGAAUGUGAAACAUCAAGAAAUUGAUUUAAUCGUAUUAUAUAUAUAUAUAUUUUAGUUUUUUUUUUUUGCUGGGCGGGUUUAAAAUGAUUGUAAGCGAAAAGUAUACAGAACUCAGAUGCAUUGUUUUAUACAGGCAACCCAACAACAACAAUAAUAAUAAUAACAAACAUUUAUAAUAAACGUAACCUAAACUAUGAUAAUUAUUAUGAUAUUAGCAACAUUGCUCGUACAUAAAUUGACUGCUUUAAAUAACAGAACCACGAAGAAGAAGAUGAAGAAACAUCCGUUCAAUAAAUAUCGUAUUUCUGACUUUCAGAUUCAGAUUUCCUGAUUUUCAGAUUGUGGUUGUGUGUUCUCUGGGGUCCUCAGCUUUUUGAUCAAUCUAUGUACGAAAUGUUUGAAUAACAUGAUUAAGAAACGAGCCUUUUAUGGAAUUAGUACUUUACAUCAUACACGUAAUAACAAAUAUAUACAUGUAUGUAUGUAUAUAUACACACAGAUAUAUAUGUAUUAUAUAAAUAAUAAUAAAAGCAAAAUCAAAAUCAAAUCAACAA
Drosophila nasuta is the source of this 1309-nucleotide messenger RNA. It is a transcript of the gene ben, whose product is annotated as bendless. Bases 213 to 668 code for a protein of 151 amino acids. The record is from RefSeq and is a predicted model, not a curated record. Lineage: Eukaryota; Metazoa; Arthropoda; Insecta; Diptera; Drosophilidae. The transcript has 2 exons.